UUAAAUUUUUAUAGAGGAAAACUUAAACUCGCCUAUAAAUUAGAUUUGAUUGAAUUUGAGAAAGGUUUUGUUAAUGAGAGUGAGCAUUUUCUAUUUGCUGACGUGCAUGUCAAACUUUUAAGACUUGCAACUAAUAGUGAAGAGAUAAGCUACACAGACAGAAUAAGAGACUUAUUUUGGAAAAACGUUAUCAUAGCUCUCGUGUUAAAAUAUUUAUCAAUAAAAUCUUCAAAUUGUAUUGAUAAAAAAUAUAUUGCUGCGGAAGAACUAGAAUUUAUUCACAUAUUAGAAAAAAACAGCUACGGGGAUUUGAACAGUCUUCAAAAGGUUGCUCUUCUUUAUCACAUGUGUUCGUUGGCUUCUGAAACUGAACUAUUUCGAGAAUUUGCCGACGAACUCAUCGGUUUUGAUCUUCUGCGAGGAGUAAUUAUUGGAGAGGACCGUUUUAAACGAAAGUAUUGGUACUUAGGAGAUCUUCGCCUGUACAGGGAAACUCUGCCUGUUAAAGCUAUCAAAAGAAAAGUCAGCGGAAAGAAUUUGCAGUCCUGGGAGGUCGUGUGUGCCACUUCUCAUGACUGGCUAGCGUUUACUGGAGAAUUGGAGAACUCGAGGAAUGCCGAGGAAAAAAGUCUUCUGAGAUACGUGAAACAGCAGCUUAUGGAAUCCGUUCUUGCAUCUUUAAAGCGCGUCGAGUAUCAACGGCGCACAGGCCAUGGCCACCACCAACCACUAAAGCGCUCUGCAAGGAUCCAGCAGCACCUUCUGCAGAAGAAAGAGGAGGAAGAGUUUUUAUUUUUAAAAAAAGAGGAAGAAAAACUUGCGCGUUUGCAGAAGGCUAAAGAAGAAAAACUAUUAAAUAAAAUCAUGAAACUCGCCGGAUCGCAGGAAGACUACGAAAAAUGGAUGGCCAUGCUUCCUUUAGUUGAUAUGGAACGCCUACGUCACGAGAAAGAAGAAAGAACUCGGUUGGAACUUCUUGAAAAAGAACUUAAAAGAUUAGAGCGAGCGGAAAGGUUGGCUAGGCGAACGCAAAGCCUCUACUUUGAAGGUCAGGGACCCACUUCGCUUUUACCAGGGAGGUGUAGUGACCCAAAUGGAGAAAGUGAUAGCCAGAGCACACCGCCCCAGACAGCCACCAUUCCUCAAUAUUGUGACCUCUCUGUAACGAAGCUACCGUAAAAAUAAUGAUUAGCAUAGCUAUACACCCCGCCUUCAACUAAAGGCUUAAAAUUUAACCUCAGCAGAGGAAAUAUAUUAACA
This is a messenger RNA of Zophobas morio, 1260 nucleotides long. Its product is annotated as GRB10-interacting GYF protein 2-like. Lineage: Eukaryota; Metazoa; Arthropoda; Insecta; Coleoptera; Tenebrionidae. The transcript is spliced from 14 exons. The coding region runs from base 346 to 1179 and encodes 277 amino acids. The record is from RefSeq and is a predicted model, not a curated record.